Messenger RNA from Erythranthe guttata (spotted monkey flower), 650 nucleotides. Its product is annotated as MADS-box protein AGL72. Gene Ontology annotation, molecular function: protein dimerization activity; RNA polymerase II cis-regulatory region sequence-specific DNA binding; DNA-binding transcription factor activity, RNA polymerase II-specific. The record is from RefSeq and is a predicted model, not a curated record. Gene Ontology annotation, biological process: regulation of transcription by RNA polymerase II. NCBI's taxonomy places the organism in Eukaryota, Viridiplantae, Streptophyta, Magnoliopsida, Lamiales, Phrymaceae.
UUUGCCCAUUAAAGUAAUUAAUAAAUACAUGGAAAAAACAAGAAGUAUAUCCCACUAUAUAAACCCGCCCCCUUUCCUAGAGGCUAGAAGUAAAGCACCCCCAAAUUGCCCAAACAUCAAACACAGAGCAAAACAGAAACCCUAGAGAAAAAUCAUGGUGCGGAGGCGCGUGGAAAUCAAGGCAAUUGAGGUGAAGGCGAAGCGGCACACCACCUUCACGAAGCGGCGGCAGGGCCUGUUCAAGAAGACCCAGGAUUACUGCACCCUGAGCGACUCCCAGGCGGCGGUGAUCGUCUUCUCCGCCGCCGGAAACUUCUUCGGCUUAGGCCACCCUUCUCUCAACCUGUUGGUCAACCGCUACAUCUCUCACCCUAAAUCCGUCUUCGGGAAGGAAGCUGCCGGAGCCGGAGGACCACGUGUGCUUGACGGCGGCGGAGCUGAGGACGGCCCGGCGGAGCCGCUGCCGCUGACGGAGACGGAGAGGAGGAUAGUUGAGGCGAUUGAGAGGAAGAGGUGGGAUUCGGCGGUGGGGGAUUUGGUUCCGGAGGAACUUAGUGAGCUGGCGGCGGAGGUGGAGAAGAUCAAACUUAUGGUGGCGGCGCGUAAGAAGGAGAUUAAGGGGAAGAGUAAGGUGGAUGGUUGAUUUUUCC